UGUAUACCCAGCCAUGACGCGGGCGUGUGUGGCCGUGUUUGUAUUCUGUUUGUACAAGUACAAUACUACAAUAUUAUGCUGUACAGUAUAGUACCGGGGAGGCUGUGCGGUGUUGAUGCCGGCGUCCUGCUUCCCGUAUAGGCGUACACACACACUCGGCUGGAGGAAGCGGCAAGCCGUAUAAUGGCCGGGCUGCCUCGGCGCUGUACCGCUGCACAUUUCCGGCUGGCAUAACCGUAUUUGCCUAACCGCGUUCACUUGCUGGCGAUAACUUUGUUGCAUUUACAGCCCCAUUACCGGUCACUGCUAUUGUCUUUAUAUGUAUACACGACUGACAUGUAUAGUCAUUUAUCACGGCGAUGAAUGAGUAACCGGGUUGUCUGCUCUUGAUGUAAUAAUAAUAAUAAUAAUAAUUGCCGGCUGCAUUAUGAUCCCAUCGGCAGCCCUCGCAAAAAACCCUGAUUGAUGAUGUAUAUAUUGUGGAUUACAUGCCUGCUGCUCUCCUGGUUGCCGGCGGGCUCCGGCAACACGGCCAGCUACACGCGGCCGCUGACGAAGGUGGUGUCCACCAAGUACGGGGUGCUGCGCGGGUUACUAACGCAGUUCACCAGCGAUCUGAAGCCGGCGCUGCAGCCGGUGGAGGCCUACCUGGGCAUCCCGUACGCCGCCGCCCCGGUGGGCAGUCUGCGCUUCAUGCCGCCCACCACCCCCUCGCCCUUCGAGGGCGGCGUGCGUAACGCCACGCACUUCGGCCCGGUGUGUCCGCAGGCGGUGCCGGUGCGGAACAAGGAGACGCCCCGCUCCCGGCUGGACUAUCUGCGCCGGCUGGAUGUCUUUCUGCGCAACCAGAGCGAGGACUGCCUCUACCUCAACAUCUACGUGCCCAGUGCAUCGCGCGAGGAGCGUGAGUCGUUGCCAGUAUUAAUCUACAUUCACGGGGAGUCGUACUCGUGGGGCUCGGGGAACCCGUACGACGGCAGCGUCCUGGCCAGCUACGGCAACAUCAUCGUCGUCACCCUCAACUACCGGCUCGGGCCGCUCGGCUUCCUCACCACCGACGACGGACACGCUCGCGGCAAUUACGGCCUCAUGGACCAAGUGGCCGCCAUCCGCUUCGUGGAGGAGAACAUUGAGCAGUUCGGCGGGGACGCCGGGAAUAUCACGCUGCUGGGCCAGGGCAGCGGCGCCGCCUGCGUCAACCUGCUGAUGAUCUCGCCGGUGGCCACCAACAGCAAGCGCCUCUUCCAGCGCGCCAUCCUCCUCAGCGGCUCGGCCCUGGCCCCCCACGCCCUCAGCCACGACCCCCGCAAGUACACCCUGGAGCUGGCGCGGGCGCUGCACUGCCCCACCGGCAACAGCCCCGACCUGGUGCGCUGCCUCAAGACCAAGACGGCUGACGAGCUGGUCAAGGUCCCGCUGGAUAUCCCCCAGUACCUCACCGGCUUCGGGCCGGCCAUCGACGGCGUCUUCAUCCCCAACCAGCCGCGCCAUAUCAUGCGCAACUACGCCAGCCUCUACCGGAAGUACGGUCUGAUGAUCGGGCUGACGCGCAGCGAAGCGGCGCCCCUCUUCACCCGCCGCGACCUGGCGUCCGGCUUCGACGAGGCCCGCCAGAACCGCAUCCUGCGCUCGCUGGUGCGCAACCUCUUCGCCUACCACCUCGGCGAGGUCUUCAUGUCCGUCAAGUUCGAGUACGCCGACUGGGACAAGUCGCCGCGCUCCCUGGCCAACACGCGCGACGCCACGCUGGACGUCCUCAGCGACGCGCUGACCGUGGCGCCCCUCACCGAGGCCGCGCAGCUGCACGCCGGGGCCGUGGCGCAGGAGACCUACAUGUUCCUCUUCCAGCACGCUCACCGCGCCGGCGACGAGGACUUCCCGACGACGCUGGACAGUGUCGCCGGGGACGAGCUGCCCUUUCUCUUCGGCGCGCCGCUCCUGCACCACGGCCGUCUCCAGCCGUGGGGCGGCAACUACUCGGCGGCGGACGCCUACGUCAGCGAAGUGCUGAUCAACCUCUUGGCCAACUACAUCCGCACCGGCGAUCCGCGGAAGAUGCCGCGCCGGCAGACCAUCGGCUUCUCGGACGCCGUCCGGCAGGGCGUCACCUCCGCCAACUGGCCGAAAUUCGACGCCGACCGGCAGCGCUACCUGCAGCUGAGCGCCCGCUCCCGCGACGUCCGCAACCACUACCGCGCCCACAAGACGGCCUUCUGGACGGAGCUCAUCCCCAAACUGAACACCGGGACGUCGCCGCGCAUCAGUCCGGACCACCACGCCUUCUCCGACUUCGACAACAUGGACACCUACGACGGCCUGGUGCGGACGCUGGCCUUUCUGACCCUGCCGCCGCCGCCCCUGCCCCCCUCCAGCACCCCGCCGCCCUGGCGGAACAAGACACGCUCCAAGACCACCUCCCAGUCCACCUCCUCCACCGCGCAGAACACCGACGUCCUCGUCACGCCGCUGGAGCCGGAGCCCAUGGGCUACAACUCCCCGUCACCCACCACGCUGACCAUCAUGAUUGCCGUUGGCUGCACCAUCGUCUUAAUCAACAUUCUCAUCUGUAUCGGUGUCUGUUACCGAAGCAACCGGAAGAAGUACCUAUCGAACCGGCCGCUGCCCGAGAAGCGCAACGGCGUGACCCCCAACCCCGCCGACGCCAAAGCCGAGGAGGCCGACCACGCCGAGACCCUCCUCCCGCCCUCCUCCAGUUCCCACAACAACUACUCGGUGCCGGGAACUCCCCUGCCGGUGAUGCACUACCACCCGGGCCGCACCUUCAACACCUUCUCCGACCCGCACUUCCAACUGCCCUUGCACCUCCCGGACGCCCAGAAGCCCCUGCUGCCGGUGGUGGCCGGGCCCCCGGGGGCGCCGCCGCGGUCCGUGCCCCUGCUGGGGUUGGACCACACCCUGCAGCGGCGCAGUCACGCCGAAUUGCUCAGGAAGGCCGCCACGCUGCAGCACGCCACGCCCGCGGGCGGCGGCACUGGCGGCGGUGGGGCGCCGGAACAGGACGAGACGGCCGUCUGAUCAGGAUGAUCGGAGCCCUUGUCACAAAUCAUUAAACGAAUGGUCUCAAGUCAGAAUUUUUAUGAAUGCGGAUAUUAACAGUAUGUGUGCUGCGCUUAAAGCUUGCUGUGUGCUGUUUACGGGUGACCUUUUGUCUUUUUCUACAAAGUGGUCGUUUUGUCGUUGCAU
Paramacrobiotus metropolitanus is the source of this 3204-nucleotide messenger RNA. RefSeq names its product neuroligin-1-like. The coding region runs from base 466 to 3036 and encodes 856 amino acids. The record is from RefSeq and is a predicted model, not a curated record. The transcript has 6 exons. NCBI's taxonomy places the organism in Eukaryota, Metazoa, Tardigrada, Eutardigrada, Parachela, Macrobiotidae. Gene Ontology annotation, biological process: presynaptic membrane assembly; modulation of chemical synaptic transmission; chemical synaptic transmission. Gene Ontology annotation, cellular component: synapse; postsynaptic membrane; cell surface. Gene Ontology annotation, molecular function: neurexin family protein binding; signaling receptor activity.